This is a messenger RNA of Papilio polytes (common Mormon), 449 nucleotides long. RefSeq names its product serine proteases 1/2-like. NCBI's taxonomy places the organism in Eukaryota, Metazoa, Arthropoda, Insecta, Lepidoptera, Papilionidae. Gene Ontology annotation, biological process: proteolysis. Gene Ontology annotation, molecular function: serine-type endopeptidase activity. The coding region runs from base 57 to 413 and encodes 118 amino acids. The record is from RefSeq and is a predicted model, not a curated record. The transcript has 3 exons.
UAAAAUGUUUAUUUGCAGCCAACGUGUCUCCCAUCAGAUUGCCAUGGGGCUCGCUAAUGCAAAGGGAUCUAGCGGGUUGCGCCGCGCAGGCCAUUGGAUUUGGAGUCACCAAGGACGGUGGUCGUGUGACGAACAAACAGUUCCUUAGCAAUGUAACACUGGAGGUGAUCAGUAAUGAGUCGUGCGGGCGUAGAUAUGGAAAUAUCAACGUAUCCAAGCUCUGCACGAGCGGUGCGGGCGGCAGGAGUAUUUGCUUCGGGGACUCCGGGGGACCUCUCGUCACCACACACGAAGGGAAGCUCGUCUUGAUUGGCGUCUCAUCGUUUGUAUCGACUCGUGGCUGUGAAAGUGGACAACCGGCGGGAUUCGCUCGGGUCACCAACUUCGUCCCCUGGAUUCAGUCCCACUUGUAGUUCUAACAUCUAACAGGGUUACCAUAUUUUACUAAG